This is a messenger RNA of Rhincodon typus (whale shark), 7780 nucleotides long. It is a transcript of the gene cntrl, whose product is annotated as centriolin. The record is from RefSeq and is a predicted model, not a curated record. Gene Ontology annotation, molecular function: protein binding. The transcript has 45 exons. NCBI's taxonomy places the organism in Eukaryota, Metazoa, Chordata, Chondrichthyes, Orectolobiformes, Rhincodontidae. Bases 299 to 7357 code for a protein of 2352 amino acids.
UGGCGUCCUCACACGGCAGCAUCGGAUUCUCUUCCUCGCUUCACCUCUCCCUUACCAUCAUUAUCUGAACUGGCUCCGAGCCGAAUUCACUACAGAUUCCCUUCUAUUAAGGCACCAGUGGACUCAUCAGGAAAUGAAUUGUGACACUGCAAAUGUGCCACUCAAAUGCUACUGGUAAUUCUUUUCCAGGAGACACUCUAGAAAAUUGGGAAGAGGUCUGACAACAGAUUUACCUCAACUUUUCAUCAUGUUGCAAAACUUUUAUACUUCACCCCAAUGAUUGAGUGCUGCAAACACCAUGAGAAAGAGAACUCCACAACAACUGGCAGUCACUAGACUGCAAGCAUCCAGAAGUAGUAUGCAAACUCCAGUAUCCUCAGUCUUAACUCCAAGAACUAGAUCACCAUCCCCAGCCACCAGGUCUUAUACUCCAGAUUUGUGUAACCAAAGCACUGGUGUGCAGAAACUUGACGUCAGUGAAAGAAGUGAAAGCGAAUCUGCCGUUGCAUACGUUACUGGAAAGAAUGUAGUUAAUAAAAACACUGGAGUUCGAUACAUCACUGAGGACUUAAUUAAAAAGCAGUCACAUGAAGAACAAUUUAGUUCUGUGCAUUCUCUCAACUUAUGUCUGUCCAAGGAAACAGGGAAGAAGUUUAAGUUUAUAGAAAACCUGGAAAAAUGUGAGCAGUUAUUGGUUUUGAACCUGAAUAACAAUUUGAUUGAGAAAAUAGAAAAACUGGACAAACAGUCUAAACUGCGUGAACUUAGUCUUUCAUAUAAUCGUAUUUGUAAAAUUGAAAGUUUGGAGCACAUGGUGAACCUUCAAAGUCUGAAGCUGGCUGGAAAUUAUAUUGAACAAAUUCCAGUUUGGGUUGGAAAGAAGUUACGAUCCCUUCGCAUUCUUAACCUCAAGCAAAACAAUAUUACGUCGCUCCAGGAUAUAGCUAAACUGAAACCUUUGAAAGAGUUGACUUCACUAACUCUGGCAAAUAAUCCUAUUGCUCGUCUUCCGCAUUACCGACUAUAUGUAAUAUAUCAUUUACGUUCUUUGAAUUGCUUGGAUGGACAGCUCAUAACUAUCCAGGAGCGGCAAGAGGCUCAUGAACGAUUUAAUUUAGAAGAACUAGAGAAACUAGAGAAGGAACUAGAAAGCAAGACGAAGGAGAUUGAGCAGAUGGAGCAGGAGCAAUCUAAGGCUAUAGAGAACAUUAAAAGGCAGGAACAACUGAACAAGUCACUUAAACAGGAACAGCAGCAACAGAAGAACAACUACAAGGAACUGGAAAGAGAGUUGGAAACCAAGAAUGAACUGCUGAAGCAGAAGACUGCAGAGUUAACAAGGGCAUGUCAUAAACAGUAUCAGCUGGAGCAGGAACUAGCAUUUUACAAGAUUGAUGCUAAGUUUGAACCAUUGCAUCACUUUCCAGAGGUGAAUUCUGAAUUUGAAGCAAUCCCUAAUGAAAGCCCAUACAUUGGGAAGGCCAGAUACAAGAGAAACCUCUAUAUUCAAGAGGAACAUAUUACUGACCCAGUACAGCAUGGAAAAGUUGGAAAAAUUCAGUUUGAGGCAGCUGAUCAGGGACAAAGUGAAGAAGUGAGAGCAAAACUUCAUCAAGACUUGGAUGUACAACUGGAAGAUAAAGAAAAAAUGAUUCAGAAAGCUGAAGAGUCAUUAAAGCAACUACAAAAUGAAAAGGAAAAGACCCAACAGCAAGUUUUGAGAACCGUUGAAGAGCUGAAAAGUCUGGAGGCGUUAAUAGCACAAAAGCGGGUGUCAGAAAUUGAGAAGGAUCAACUCCGUCAGCAGUUGGCACUGAAGAUCCAGCUGAUUAACAUAUUGCGUAAGGAAACUGAGCAAGUGAGGCAGCAGGAGGAAAGACAGAGAAUGGAGAUGGAAAAAAAACAGGACGAGAUUGAUAAUCUAGGAAAGAUCCUGAAGUCUCUUGAUCCCAAAGAUCCUCGACAUGUACAUUUGAAAACUCAAAUGACCAGUAAAACCCAACAACUUGACAUGAUGUCCAAGCAAUACAAACUGUUAGAGAAGCGCCUGGAAGAAAUGCUCUCUAAAAUUGCUAAGGAAACAGAGGAUAUCAAGGAUCUUGAAGAGCAGCUGACAGAAGGCCGUAUAGUAGCCAAUGAGGCACUGAAACGGGACCUCGAAGGUGUUAUUGCUGGGCUGCAGGAGUACUUGGAGAGCGUAAAGGGGCAGGCAAAACAAGCUCGGGAGGAAUGCACAGAGCUACAGAAAGAAAAGGAGAUACUGUUGCUUCGAUUGGCUGAUUUGGAACAACAAAAAAAUCAGCUCGAAAUUGUUGCCAUGGAUGCAGAGCACUUGAGAAAGGAGAUGUCUGACCUGGAACAUUCCUUACAAGAGCAACAGGAGUUGAAUGAGUCUCUGCGUCAAGCUCAAGGUGACCUCAGUGAAUAUGAAGCUGAGUUAGAAUCUCAAUUGCAAGCAAGGGAUAUUGAAGCAACCCAGCUCAGGGAGGAACUGGAGCGACUCCGGAAGCUUAGUCAAAUGGAGCAAUCUGCUCUGCAAGCUGAGCUGGAAAAGGAAAGACAAGCUCUAGAAAAUGCCAUAGCACAGGCUCAACUAGUGGCUGAAAAGGAGCAUGAAAACAAGAAGUUAGUUGCACAGCUAAAAGGUCUUCAGAUUGAUAACUCUUUGUUGAAGGAACAGCUUCAGGAGCUUCAGGCACAUAUAGAUCAGGCUAUGAAAACAAUGAUUCACCCAGAGGAGGUUUCUGCUCGUGUCUCUGAGCUCAGAAAAAGACUGGAUUCUGGUAUUCACGAAAUUAGGCCUUAUAACCAAGGAGACACUUUGGGAAAGAAUCUUGCUGGAUUGCAGAAACAGUUGAAUAAAAUUUUGGGCCGCUCACACCAGGAAAAAGAGGAAGCUUUAAAACAUCAGAAGAAAUUAGAACAGGAAGUGAUGGGAUUGCAGGAUGAACUGAAAAAUAAACAGGAGGAUUACACGACUGCUUGUGAAAAGGCAGUAGAAACAUUGAUGAAAUCUGAAAAAGAAGUCAAUGAGGCUAAGGCACAGGAGUUGAAGAAUGAAAUAUUGCAGCUCCAGGAGCAACUGACAAACAUGCAGGAGUUACAGGCACUCACUGACAAGCAGCUCCAGGAGGCUGAUGCAGAUAGAGAUAAACUUUUAACAGAAAUUGAAGAUAAAGAAAACAAGAGCAAAAUAGAGGGUCGAAGAAUGCAUUUAAAACUGUGUGGCCUCGAGAAAAACUUGAAAGACUUGCAGGAAACAGUGGCUACAUCUGAGAAGGUGGCUGCUAAAGAACUCUCCACUGCUAAAGACCACCUAAAAGUUCUUGAGGGGACUGUUCAAAAACUUAGCCAUGAAAGAACAGAGGAAGUGGGAUUAGCAGAAAAAUUCAAAGCUGAGGCAACUCGGGCAGCUCGUGACCUUGCCAAGGCAGAAGCUGAAAUCGAUAUGCUACAGAACUUAUUAAAAGAAAAAGAAAGCCAGAUUCUAGAUGGAAUUCAAUCAUUUGAUUUCGGAGCAAAUACUGUAAAUGGCCAACAACUAGAAAUUGAUAGACUAAAUCGAGCUCUAAAUCAGCAACGGGCAGAACUGAAACACCUCCAAGAUCAUCUGGAGCAAACCAGAGAAGGUAAUUUAGAUGAGAUGGAAGACUUGAUAAAUGAAAUCACUGCACUCAGAAUUGCCCUUGGCAAUCAGAAUGACUAUAUUACAAGCAUGACUGAUCCACUUAAGAGAAGAGGGUACUGGUACUUUGUGCCGUCUGCACCAAAACCAUCAAGCCUCGUUUCGCAAAAUAAUCAUACAAAAGACUCUGGAUUCAGUUCCCAAUAUCAGGUUCCACCAUCUUCAUGUCAGCGAUCAACUCCUAAAAGAGGAAAUGAGGAGGGAUAUACACAACCGAUUCCUCGAGGCUUUUGGGUUUACUCACCAAUCAGACGUGCUUCAUACAAGACUCGAACCCACACAGGUGAUGGUGAAGAUAGUGGGACUGAGAGUGAUGAUAGUGGCAUGCCCAGGCAACCUUUUACAGCCCCACCAAGCUCAGUUAUUUAUACAAUGUACCCAGAUGGUACCCCUGUGCCACAAGGUACAGUGGUAUAUGGACCGCCUCCAACAGCAACAGCCACUGUUGGACCUGAUUCUUCGAGCACAAUUAUUUAUGGACCUCCACCACCUGGAGCUCACGUUGCUUAUGGACCACCUCCUGCCAACUUUACUGUCCCUCUUAUUCCUGCUGGUGUUCUGCAUUGCAAUGUAUUGGAGCAUCAUGACUUGGAGAAUGAAGUCAGCAGACUAGAAGACAUUAUCGCCCAUUUGAGGUCCCAUAAAUAUGAAGAUCAGACAAGUCUGUCCACAGAUAGGUAUCAUGAGCAAAUAGAACAACUUCGGCACAGCAUCCAUGAAAUAUUACAUGGGAGAGAAGAAUUGGAUCAUGACAUUGAGGAAUUGCACAAGACACCUUAUAAGCACAGCAACCAAAAAGGAUAUUUAGAUGGACGUCUAGAUCAGCUGAUGAAUGAGCUUGACAUGGAAAAAUCUCUCAAGAGACAUGAUGAUGUUGUUGAUGAAAUUGAAUGUUUGGAGAUAACCCUUGCAAAACGGAGGGCAGAACUACGAGAAACAGACAGACUAUUGGUGGAGGCGGAGGCAGAUCUCAAAAGUACAAGGGAAAAGACAAAAGAAACUGUCCAGUGGUAUGAUGAUGCCAGGAAACACUUGAUAGACACUGAGAAAGAUGCAGAAGAAUUGGAACGAAGAGCACAGGAGACUGCAGUUAAAUUAGUUGAGGCUGAGCAGCAGCUCAGAUUAAUGAAAGCUGACUUGAAAGAUCUUGAACAACACAAGACUGAACAAGAGAGUAUUUUGAAAGAGAUUAGCAAAGAGAUCUCGAUAAAGGAUUCAGAAUUCCAGGCAGUCACCCAGAGAAAGGAAAACAUGACUGAUAUCCUAGAAAAACUACAGGCAGAGAUCCAUUUGGCAGAAACCAAAGAGAAGCAGCACCAGGAAAUGUUGAGAGAAACAGCAACAUCGAUACAGGACAAAAACAAUGAAUUGGAAAGUCUAAAUAGUAAGAUUGAAGCACUGCAGAAAGAGUUAAUGAUGCUGGACAGAUUUUCAGGCAAAAAGAAAGAGGAGCUUCGCAUUUUUCAGAAUGAUAGUGAAGAAAAAAAAGCAAGCCUGUUGGACGUUCUUCGUAAUGUUGAGUCAGAAGUGACUGAUAAGCAGCGUCACAUUCGAGAACUGAAGGCAUUGCUUGAAGAAAUGAGUGCACAAAAAGGUGAACUUAAUGCUCAGAUCAGUGAAAAGAACUCACAGCUUUUCUUGUCAAAACAAGAAGUGAUGAAUGAGGAAGUAAGGCUUCAGAGCUUGCGAGCACAGACAAUCAAGCAAAAGACAGAGCUGAAACAUGUUCUGGAAAUGGUGCAGUUAGAAAAUGAUGAACUUCUGGAAUUGAAACAGCAACAUGAGCUGAAAGUGAAGGAACUGGACAGAAUACAAGCAGUGCUGCGGGAGGAGAAGAGUGAAUUGGAAAACCUGCAACUUACUUCCCAGUGUCAACGAGCAGAAAUAGACCACCAGAAACAGCUUAUUGAGAAGGAUCGGCAAGAUGUAGACCAGCUGAACAGCAAGAUAAGUUCACUUCAGCACAAUAUUGAAUCUCUGGAGAGAGAGAAAAGCCACAUUAAAGGAAGUUGCCUUGUAUUGGAAAACAAACUUACUCAAGCCAAAAAAGCCUUUGAAGCCACUGAAGACAAUAACAGAAAUGCUGCAGGUAAACUGCAGAAACAACAAACUGAGAUAAGUGAACUGAGUCAGGAAAUCAGUCAAGUCACUAUCCAAAAGGAAGAGCUAGACAGGAAAAUUGGAGACAUGGAAACCUGUCUGCAAGAGAGGAAGGCAGAGCUGCAAAUGGUGAUGAAUAAUCUCAGAGAUACCAAAGAUCAGCUGCAAUUAGCAGAUCAGGACCUUCAGAAUAUUACUAAAAGGCGUGAUGUGUUAAAAACUGAACAGCUGACGUUGAAGGAAAAUGUAAAUCAAAGUGCACGUAAAUAUCAGGCUUGUCUGGAGAAAGAGAAAAGAAAGGAGCAAGAGUUAUUCAUGCUUCAGCAACAAAUUGAAGAAAAACAAAAUGAACUCUCAGAGCAGCAAAGGUUAUUACAGUGUCUUGAAAAGGACAUUCAGAGUGAGGAGAUAAAGUUGGAAGAGUCUGCGUCUAAAGUAAAGGUCCACCUCCAAGGUUUGGAGGCUGAACUAUCAGACAAGAGAGAGAAAUUUGAACAGGCUGUUGCAAAAGUAAACUUAAUGGAGGAACGAUCAAGAAAACUGCAACAUAACGAGGAACAUUGUACUUUUCUGGAGAACCAGAUUGCUACUCUAAAGCAUCAGCUUUCCAACCAAGAACAAAAGCAGCAAGAAAUGUUAAGUGAACUUGCAUUUUGUCAUAAAGAAGUUGAGUUCUCAAAAAAAAAUCUAACUCGUCUUCAGGAGCUAAUUUUUUCAGAGAGGAAAAAAGCAGAGAAGCAUAUUGCAGCCAUCAAAGAAGAGUCUAAAGCUCAGCGAACUCAACUGGAGAAAGUCCUCAACGAACAAAAACAUGAAAACAACAGACUCCAAAAUGAAUUAUCUUCAAGAGAUCAGACUGCGCAUGAUAACCAUGAACGUACCAAACGUGUCAUGACUGAGUUAAACGAGAUGAGACAGGAAUAUUUUGAACUCAAGCAACAGCUGAGAAGUCAGGAACAAUUGGAACAUCAACAGAAGGAGAUAAAGGAAGCCAUAAGGACCCUUCGGUCAGAUGUGAAAGCAGAAAUUAGCAGUAGUUUGAAAGAUCUGGAUCAGUCGUGCAUGGAACCGAAGAAUGACCCAGAUAAAAUUUGGGAAGAGGAGAUGACUCUUCACAUUGAAACAGGAAGCUUAAAGGAUAAUGUUCCCUUUGCCAGAGAAACUUUCGAUGAAAGAUUAAGCCUGACUAGAUUUAAUUUUAAGGAUGAACAGUGGCGAGGGGAUGUGCUAAGAGAGAAUCUACGACAACAGGAAGAUCACCUCAAGGCACAGAUUCGUCAAUGCAUGUCAAAGCAAGCUGAAACACUAUGUAAACGAAAGCAACAGACGGAGGGCAAUCUGACCAGCCUUAAAAGACGUGUGGAUGCUCUGGAUGAACUUGUUACUUCCACCAAUGUAGACUCAUUUCACCAGUACAAGUCUUCAUCAAACAAUGGGCAGAGCAAGUCUCUUCUUCAUGGAAUAGUUCAAUCGUCUUCCAGAAACUCAGCAGAAAGAUCUCUUCAACCAAAAAGCACCCAUCUGCAUGUUGCAGAAGUAAAUGUUUCUGAAAAUGAUGCAGAAGAAAACUAGUAAUUUUAUGACCUCCUUGAUUUAUAACAAAGUGGUUUCAAAUUAUGCGGAUGAUGCAUUGAUCAAAAGUACACUCAAGAAACCUGACCUACCUCCGUCAUAUUUGGACAUCAGUCUCAUCACGAGUCUUCCCACAACUGUUCUGCAAGGCAUGUGUAUAUUUACACGUACUGUUCUUAUGAUUAUCAAGGUUGUCAAUGCAUUAAAUUAGAAUGUAUUACAUGCUGAACAGUUCAAUUUGUGUACAGAUCUCAGCUAUGUUGAGAGCACUGAUCAUUCUAAUGUUUUAUCAAUAUUUUUGUAAUUAAGAUUUCUGUGUUGUAACUACACAAUAGUUUUUAUUUUUAUUUACAUAAUUAUGGUAUAUGUAAAGUGGUUGCAGAUUUUACAUUUUGUAUGGUUUUGCAGUAAUAAAAUUUGUCU